GAUGUGGUCUCACUUGCAUAUAAUCCGCUCGUCCCCCGAUUCUAAAUACACUCUAACCCAUCUCUCACUACUCAGUACUCACAGAGACCUAAUCUAACAUCUACGCAACAAUGGGUGAUAAAAACGAAACAUGGACACCAAACUACGACGACUGCGAUAAAGUCUCGGAUCGUUGCCCCGUCGAAUACACCAUCUACCAAGACUAUCUCUCUGAACCAGCUUCAGGGUUCUUCGCGAUCGCUUUUGCACUCCUCUUCCUCGCACAGAUAUUCCAGGGGUUCCGGGCUAAGACGUGGUCGUACAUGAUAUGGCUGGGCAUCGGAACAGUCUUUGAAGUCGCGGGCCAUGUUGGACGCUUCGGGCUGGGAAGAAAUCCAUGGCAGCAGAACGUCUUUAUCGUGCAGUACCUUACACUCUUACUAGCUCCUACUCUCGUCGCUGCUGCUAUAUCAGUGACGUUCAAGCAUCUCGUUGUUUGGUACGGGGCAAGAUGGUCUCUUCUCAAGCCCAGACUUUAUCCUCUAGUUUUUGUCGGUACAGACUUUAUCUCGAUUUUCAUCCAAAUUAUCGGAGGUGGCCUCACAGCUAUGCAAAGUAUGGGCAAGGGAUCAGAGACGACGCAGAAACUUGGAGAGGCUCUUGUUAUUGGUGGUGUCGCCUUUCAAGUUGCCAACAUGUUGUGCUGUGGUGGGCUCAUGCUUCUCUACGCUCGGCGCCGAAAGCAGGCAAUGAAACAACGAGACCCGUUGAUGGGAAACGCGACUGAUAUGUACACAACCGGCAUGCCAACUCGUGGGACAGUUCCUGUUGCUCGAGAGGAGGCUACGCUAAAGGAGGCAAAAAGAGUCAAGUGGUUUGUCUAUGCCCUGGGUAUUGCUUAUACCUGUAUCAUCAUCCGAUGUGCCUACCGUAUCGCCGAAACUGUCCCAGAUAUUGGAGUAGAUGUUCUCCGAAACGAAACACUAUUCAUCGUGUUCGACGCAACAAUGAUGUUGAUUUCUAUCGGCGCUGUUACAAUCCUCCAUCCUUGCUUCUUCUUCCCUUAUCUUGGCCUGAGAAAGAAACAGAAGAAUCAAAGCAAGGUCUAUGAGGGUUAUAGAAUGGAGAGCAGUUCGGCUUUGGUUGGGCAGCAGCAGCACCCGCAGCAGCAGCAAGGUUAUGCUUGAGGUUGGCUUUUCGGUGUUGCGAACGAGUAUAGAGCCGAGUUCUGAAUUACAAGUGUCUUAAAUGAGUUCGUGGUUUGAUUUCCUGCCUGUUGGACUAUAUGGCGCAUUUUAUAGAAUUCUAGAAGCUCCAAGGUUUUCAAUUUGAUUCAUACAGAACAGACAACAUCAUACUGCUCUCCAUAAAUCUUAAUAUGGCGCUCCGUUCUCCGAGU
This is a messenger RNA of Fusarium odoratissimum NRRL 54006, 1378 nucleotides long. RefSeq lists its product as uncharacterized. The record is from RefSeq and is a predicted model, not a curated record. Gene Ontology annotation, cellular component: plasma membrane; fungal-type vacuole. The transcript is spliced from 2 exons. NCBI's taxonomy places the organism in Eukaryota, Fungi, Ascomycota, Sordariomycetes, Hypocreales, Nectriaceae. The coding region runs from base 111 to 1166 and encodes 351 amino acids.